UCAAAGAUGAGGUCAUACAUGGUGUAAGCAGUCCGAGAAGGCAGAGGUACAGAAACGUGAGGCCAGGCAGGAUCCAAAAGACAUGCAGCGAGGUCUGAUGAGGAGACAAACUAGGAAACAACUUGGACUUGACUAUGACUAUGAAACAUAAAGUAGGACAGAACUAAACUGUGGUGGCACAGAAACGCUGUGACGGAGAUAGCUCAACACUACACUAGUUUUGGAGAUUCCUAAUGUCAAUGAAUGCAACUCAUUAAUUCAGUCCAACAACGAACUGGCAAAUGCCAGAGACAAAAACUCAAACUUAAACACCUGUCUAAUUACAUUAUUGGCUGGUGACCACCCUUGGAUGUACUCACAUAGGGUUUUCUCCAGGCUCUCCGGUUUCCUCCCACGUCCCAAAAAUGUGCAACAUUAAUCGGACACUCUAAAUUGCCCCGUAGGUGUGAUUGUGAGUGCGGCUGUUUGUCUCGGUGUGCCCUGCGAUUGGCUGGCAACCCGUUCAGGGUGUGCCCUGCCUCCUGCCCGUUGCCAGCUUGGAUAGGCUCCAGCUCUCCCCUCGACUCUUGUGAGGAUAAGCGGCUAAGAAAAUGGAUGGAUUUGAUAUUUGGGCUGGUAGCUUUAAGUACUUUCUUUUUUCUCUUAAUAAAUCACCAUUUAAAAGCUGUAUGCUGUUUGUCAUUAUCAAAUGUAAAAACAUAUAAUAUUCAAUACAUCCAGCACUUGAAACUCAAGAGGUCUGCGUGUGUGUGUGUGUGGUGUGUGUGUGUGUGUGCGUGGUUUUCCCUUUUUAUAUGCGACGCACACCUUCACCGCUCCAAGUCUUAUUUUCCCCUGCGUAGCGUCCAGGGCUGGUAAUGUCCCGCCACCUUUAUGUUCCAAUCCCAGAGCUGCCAGGAGUGCCAAUUCUGCUCUGUUAGCUCACAGGAGGUGAGCCGGCCAAGAGGAUGCUUCUGACCCUCCGACCAGACGCUGUCUCACCUCCGCUGCUGACGGGCGCUAUAUUCAGUGACGCCGGAAAUGAGAUGUUGUAUGGGAUGGAAGUGUGGUGAAUUGGGCAUUUAGGCCAGUCUCUGUCAGUCAGUGAAGCCACGACCGUAUAUGCGACGUUCACCGGUUAGCCACGGGAACUUACAUUUCUUACAAUGCCGUAUGGAUAUUUUUGAUGUUAUAAAGAGAAGGAUCUUGUGGGAUGAAGUGCUUUGCUGUCGUUUCCAAUCUAAUCAUUUUCUUCCAAGGGUCGCGGGGAGUGCUGGCACCUAUCCCAGCUGGAAGGGGGGCGGCGUACACCCUCAACUGGUUGCCAGCCAAUCGCAGGGCACAUGGAGACAAACCACCAAUCGCACUCACAAUCACACCUAGGGGCAAUUUAGAGUGUCCGAUUAAUGUUGCACAUUUUUGGGACGUGGGAGGAAACCGGAGAGCCUGGAGAAAACCCGCGCAGGCGCGGGGAGAACAUACAAACUCCACACAGACAGGUCCGGGAUUGAAAAGAAAGGAAUCACCCAUCCAUCAAUUUUCUUUGCCACUUAUCCUCACAAGGGUCUCGGGGAGUGCGGGAGCCUAUCCCAGCUGUCAACUGGCAGGAGGCGGGCUACACCCUGAGCUGGUUGCCAGCCAAUCACAGGGCACAUGGAGACAAACGACCAGUCACAAUCACACAUAGGGGCAAUUUAGAGUCUCCAAUUAAUGUUGCAAGUUUUUGGGAUGUGGGAGAAAACCGGAGUGCCCGGAACAAACCCACGGAGGCACAGGGAGAACACGCAAACUCCACAAAGGAGGGUCCGGGAUCAAACCCAGGACCUCAGAACGUUACCAGCUGAUCCAAGGAAAUGAACCAUUUCGGUAAAUUCAUGGGAAUGCUCAAAAUGGACCCAAAACGAAAACCACCACACCUGCACAAAAAAAUUCAUUAUCAUUUAAUGCAUUCACAUUUUAAAGACAUGUACAAGUUAAUGGGCUGCUAUUUUUACUCCAAUAAUAAAAAAAUAUGUCAGUAAACGUAAUUUUAAAUGCCUUGCAUUGGGUUAUAUCAUUUUUUGUUGUUUGUUGGUUUUCAUCUAGCUUUAACUAACAAAGCAGUUUCUUGAAAAACGAGCCUUAUCGCAUUUUUAAGGGAGAUUUUUAUUGAGUCGCAUAAAAUUGCGCAGGUGCACCGAAGGUUUUGGCACCACACGCAAAAACGUCCCUCAUCCCACCCAAUCCCUGACGCACGCGUGUGCGCAGUUGUGCAGCCACCCCAGCAUGAGGCAAUGGUUUAUGCAUGACACAUUUAUCACCCGUCCGGCAUGAGCGCACCCCACUGCCAAAACAACAAAAUCUGCGGUAGACGGGAAUACAAUUACUGUAUAGUGUUCAAGCUGUUCCCUUAAAACAACUUCAAUCGGGGGGUGUCGGACUCUCUCUUGUUGUCAACAACGCCCGUACACAAACAUCUUCCUAUAGAGAAACGUGGAAUGAUGGGCUUUCAACACAUUUUACCCUGACUGUCUUUAUGCAUUUUACCACUUGCCUGCUUUCCCUCCCUCUCCGUUUUCUCACAUUCUCUCGAUUCCUUCUUUCUCUCCUCAGAUCAGCAAUCGACCCUAUUUCGAGAUUUUAAUGGUACAUGCCAUUAGAAAGCCCAUCUCUAGAAGGGAGGUGGAGGAGGAGGAGGAGGAGGAGGAGGAAGAGGGGUGGUCCAAGUCUCAGCUAAGAGGCUACUUUCGUCCCCUCCUCACCAUCCCCCUUUAGCAUAAGCACAUUCGCGUAUGCCUUCGCACGCGUAGCGCCGCAUCAUCCGUCUCGAUAAGAGCGCUCGGUUUCAGCGUGGACCAGCCGGCCAGCCGGUAGCGGGGAGGCAGAGGGGGACAAAAGCAAAAGGGAGGGAGGAAUAGAAAAAGGGUGCGAAGCCGCUGAAUAAAACACUAAAGAAGAGGGGGAAAAAAGGGAGAAGGAAGGAAAAAAAAAAAAACAUCCUGGGAGUUCAAGUUGGGGGAAAAAAACAAAUCCGUAAUGAGGAUGAGAAAAUAAAAGGAAAGGAUGCUUUGAAUGCAGAAGGGAGAGGAAGAAGACCAAGAAGAGGGACAUAAAACAAAAGCCGGGACAAAACCAGGAAUUCUGGAAUGAAUGGGACUCCUGCGUGCCUGCCUCACGCAUGCACACACGCACUGGGAAUAGCAGUCGCUCGCUGAAGUCGCUGAAAAGCGCGCCAGAACCCCUCUCGGGAUUUCGGAUGUCACCUUUGGUGCGGCUUCCACGCCGGUUGCGCCCACUCGACCGGGAUCGGCCCCGCGCCGCGAGCGCCGCCAAUUAAGGCAGGCGAGUUGUGACAGAAGCGGACGACGCGUCGAGGGCGAAGAGGAAAAAGGACGACGACGGCGGAGGAGGGAAGAGGAGGGGCCUGCGGGGGGAAGCCAACACAAGCAGCAGAAGACGUACAUGGACCAGGUGUUGCCUGUCUGAUUGGAGGUGGGAGAAGAGGACGAGAAGGAAGCACAAUGAAGCACGUCGCUGCGACGUAGCUCACCGGCGAGCUUUGUGGGCCUCCCAGCUACGCAUCACUUGUGAUACCACGAUCCAGUUCUGACUGUGGGUAAUGCAGAGCCAAAUAACCAAUCCUGGAGAUGCCGAAGAGAAGAGAUAUUCUCGCCAUCGUGUUGAUCGUCUUGCCCUGGACUCUGCUCAUCACAGUUUGGCACCAAAGCGCGAUCGCUCCGCUCCUCGCCAUCCACAAGGGAAACCGGAGUGCCCAGAGGAGACCCACGCAGGCGCGGGGAGAACAUGCAAACUCCAAACGGGCGGGACCGGGAUCUAACCCGGGACCUCAGAACUGUGAGGCCAAUGCUUUACCAGCUGAUCCACCGUGCCGCCUUCAGAUCUACAAGAGGCUUGCGGUCCGCCACCGACUCUCAGAUGACGGCGUUGAGGGCAAGAGGGAGGCGGGCGGCCAAGCAGGAGACUCCAAGGAGUACUGCGCCUCAGAUAAGGACAUUGUAGAGGUGGUGAGAACUGAGUACGUGUACACGCGGCCGCCGCCUUGGUCCGACGUCCUGCCCACCAUCCACAUCAUCACGCCCACGUACAGUCGACCGGUGCAGAAGGCCGAGCUGACGCGGCUGGCUAACACCUUCCUCCACGUUCCCAACCUGCACUGGAUCCUGGUGGAGGAUUCCCAAAGGAGGACGCCUCUUGUGACGCGGCUCCUCAGAGAUACGGGCCUCAACUACACCCACCUGAACGUUGAGACGCCCAGGAACUAUAAGCUGCGGGGGGACACGAGGGACCCUCGAAUCCCCCGGGGUACCAUGCAGAGGAAUCUGGCGCUCCGGUGGCUGAGGGAGACCUUCAAAGCUAAUAGCACUCAAGCUGGAAUCGUCUACUUUGCAGACGACGACAACACUUACAGCCUGGAGCUGUUUGAGGAGAUGAGAUCAACUCAGAAAGUUUCCGUGUGGCCCGUGGCCUUUGUGGGCGGCCUGCGCUACGAGUCCCCCAAAGUCAACGCGGCCGGCAAGGUGUACGGCUGGAAGACGGUGUUCGACCCCCACCGGCCCUUUGCCAUCGACAUGGCCGGCUUCGCCAUCAACCUGAGGCUGAUCCUCUUCAAGCCUCAGGCGUACUUCAAGCUUCGCGGGGUGAAGGGAGGCUACCAGGAGAGUAGUUUGCUGCGAGAGCUCGUCACGCUCAAUGACCUGGAACCCAAAGCAGCCAAUUGCACUAAGAUACUUGUUUGGCACACAAGAACAGAGAAGCCCGUCCUCGUUAAUGAAGGGAAAGCAGGAUUCACUGACCCAAAUGUGGAGAUUUAACCAUUUCUCCCAGAUCUCAUAGCGUUCGUCUUCUUCCUGAACAUCCAUUGAUGAAGAUGGCCUUUGCGGUCCAAGACAUGUGACAUUUUACUGAGGAAUGGACAGCGCCGUAUCAAUGUAUCAUAUCAAAGCACAGAUUGGCGAGGGGCGGCUUUUAUUUAUGAGUUGUGCGAAAGAGACGUUUUCAAGGACGCCGCGGCAGACGAGUGCGGGCGUCUCACCGAUGGCAACCUGACAAAAAAAAGACAGCACAAUUUCAUCCAAGUCGGGUUUGAGAAAAAUCCUUUUCCUGAACAAAAGGAAAGUGCUGAAAUUCAUCCAAGAAGGAAGGACAAUGCAAUUAAACGGAGGAACAUGGUCCCGCAUUGGGACUCGACUCCAAAUGAAACACUGGAAGGGAAGGAAUGUUCUUUUGAUAACCAUGUAACGUUUGCGUUAAUUUAAUAGAAUUUGUUAAGGUGUUGACAAAACUACUGACUCAAACAUUUACAUUUACUCCUGGGUUACCGUCAUUCAUGCAUUGAAGUCACUACGAACACUUGAAAAUGCCCCAGUUGGAAAUGUAUUAAAAAAAAAAAAAAAAACCAACAACAACAUUGCACCUUUUACUUGGCACUUAAAAAUACGCUGAAGGUGUUUCUUUGUGAUAACACGUGUAAAUAGCAAUUAUUCAUGGGAGCAAUCAGGAAACAUUGUUGAAAAAUGUAAUGUAACUACUGUAUUUAUGCUGGUCCAUUAUGAAAAUAGCACACCUUUAUUUUGGUCAGAGCUUCAGUUUGUGUUGAAAAAUCAAUGCUGGGAAGCCAUUUGUUCCAUUUUUUUUUUUUUUAUUGACGUAAUAAAGGUGUCCCUUUCUUGAUGCGUACCCACCUAUACGCACACAAAACACCAGAACGAGCAAAUUGGGCAUUACGACAUAUUGAUCGGUUGGUUAAUCAAUUAUUAAGAAUUUGUAUGGAAUUGUUUCUCGACUUGAAGCAAAUAAGUGUACGCUUUCCUUUACUCUUAGCGAAUUAUUUUGACAAGUUGAGCUUGCCAGGACUGUGGCGCAGUGCAACACUUGCUUGGAAACAGGAGUUCAAAACAUUCAGAGAGGAAUGGGCCUUUCCGACUGGCGAUCUUAGCUACAGUUGCCAUGUCCCACAAGCUUUACAACUCCAUCCAAAAUGGCACCUGAACAGAACAGGUUUGAAGUUGAUUCUCUAUCGCGUAUUCCAGAUAAUAUUGCGGUAUGUUUUUUGCCAAAUGCGUCAGACUUGUCCAAGAGAGUUCUACAGAGAGGUCUCAACUAUUUCACGCAAGGAUGUGUACACGGAAUUAAGAUUUUGGAUGGAGCAGGACACAAUUUCAGAGUUACAGCGAAACGUUACCGAUCGAUGCAAAAAAAAGUUUGACGCCUCACAAAUUUCAUGUUGAAAUCCAACAGGAUAAAAUGGUGGAAUCGUACUGCGCAUGUAAAGCAGGGUGAGUACUUUUUACUUGGAAAGAUCACGAGUAAUAUCAUUGUAGUCUUUAUAUGUGCUCUGUCUUAAAAGUCUAAUGUGAUCCAAACAGGCAAAAAGACAUUUCUCUUGCAUGACAUGGCGCAUUUACGUAUCCCUAACCAGACUCUUUGGCAUAAAACAUGACACACUUCAUUCGGCCGGUCGGUGAUACGCUAACAAAGUGAAAGUUGUUCUCCUGCAAUGUAUAAAGCACUGAUAAUAAUUCAAUCAAACUCAGAGAAGAAACUUCUCCCUCGCUUACCUUUGAACAUACGGCCUUGUGUUUGUUGAUAUUAUGCACAUUUAGUUGUACGUGCGCUCUUCCGCGAGCCUUAAUCCAUCGUAGACACUUCGUCAACUGUGUUUUAGGCUUUGGAAAAGAAAUCAAGCAGGCCCCUUUUAACCUAGCAGGAUAUCUUUCAUCAGAAUUGCACCCCAAGCGCAUCUGAGGACCAUUUUCUUCGUAACAUUAACUUUUCCAAGCGCAUGCUACUGACAACCAGCAUUGCUUGCGGGACAACAUUGCGGCAGGGGCGCGUCGACCAAUGCGGCUAUCUGACUAAUUGUACAAGUGAUUGACAGGUCGGAACGGUCCAUUAUCCCAACCCAUAUCGAAUAAAAAUGGAUAUAAACCCACUCCCAUUGAUAAUUGCCCAAUAAUCUGGAGUAGGUUUGACAUUCCCCACAAACAAUGAAAAUGCGACAUUUACCCGUUCAAAUUGAUUUUAAAUGCCAAAUAAUCAGAGCAUUUGAAUACGGGCAAGCCACUUUGUUUUCAUGAAAUCCAUUAAAAAUACCAAUAAUUUUUCGAUGAAUUGGGAUGAUUUGGGUUUUUUUGUGCAGUAUCUUACUAAAUUAUUGACUCUGAUGCUUUUGGAUGACAUUUUAUUUCAAGAAAAUAUCACAAAACACUCGAGAAUGAUUCUUAAAAAGAUGACCGCAUUUCAUACACGGCCUCCAUUAUUUGAAUAUCCAUCUUUGCUUAUAGUCAUACUUGAGGAUAAGAAAAGCACAAUCAUUCAGCCGAACACAUCUUUUAGAGACUUGCAUUCUUAACUCUUAUUUUAUGAAUAUCCAUAUGUCGUGCAUGAACUCCACUAUAGACAUAAUAUAAUAAACUUCUAUGGUCUGUGACAGUCAUAUUUGCUACAUUUUGAACGUGACGAAUCAGCACUCGCUGUAUUUUCGCAGCGACGGCUGGAAAGCAAUUGGAGAUGAUACAAAUAGCGAGCCUCUGCGCUACCGCCAAGUUAUCUCUCGACACACGCGUCGGCCAAAAUACAAAGCAGCAGGAGGGGGAACACAAAAAAAGAGAUUGUUUCAGUCUAAAUAUGAGAUCGCAGUGCAUCAAUAUACUUUCUCAGAAAAGUACAAAACUCGCCACGCUGGCUGCUUUUAUUUACUGCGCGAUUGCGCAGCGGGUCGGCUAUCAAAAUUAGAUCAUCUCUUUAUUUUUCAAGGUGUCUAUUUGGAUUUAAUUGAAGUUAAGUUGUGCAAUAAAAUCACUACCCGCUCUAGAAAAAGCUGAAAGGAAAAAAAAAGAAGCAUGCAUUACACACACACACACACACACCUAGUGAUCAAUCUAUGGAUCAUCGUAUCAACAAAAGAGUAAUUAGCAAUAGUAGAUUUAAAUAAUUGAAAAUGCUUUUAAUUGUCUAGAAUGUACGCGUGCAGUCACCCAGCACCACAGAGAAACCACCGGCGCAUACGCAGGACGGCUUUUUAACGUCACUUGAUGGGCCUUAACGGCUCCUUCAAGGGCUUCUGAGGCACAAUCCACUCGGCAGAAGCCCUCCCUCGUUCCCUCAUCCUCACAGUCGUCCUCAUGUAAAUCACACUUUAUGCAUGGGACUCUUUAAGGUUGUCCAUUUGCCUCCUCAAGUUUGUCUCAGAGGAAAAUGGUGGAAAAAAA
Syngnathoides biaculeatus (alligator pipefish) is the source of this 8189-nucleotide messenger RNA. RefSeq names its product beta-1,3-glucuronyltransferase 1 (glucuronosyltransferase P) a (gene b3gat1a). Lineage: Eukaryota; Metazoa; Chordata; Actinopteri; Syngnathiformes; Syngnathidae. The record is from RefSeq and is a predicted model, not a curated record. Bases 3606 to 4790 code for a protein of 394 amino acids. Gene Ontology annotation, molecular function: galactosylgalactosylxylosylprotein 3-beta-glucuronosyltransferase activity. Gene Ontology annotation, cellular component: Golgi membrane. Gene Ontology annotation, biological process: carbohydrate metabolic process; chondroitin sulfate proteoglycan biosynthetic process. The transcript is spliced from 10 exons.